Messenger RNA from Sarcophilus harrisii (Tasmanian devil), 1955 nucleotides. RefSeq names its product cytochrome P450 2G1. Gene Ontology annotation, biological process: xenobiotic metabolic process. The transcript has 8 exons. The coding region runs from base 1 to 1668 and encodes 555 amino acids. Gene Ontology annotation, molecular function: oxidoreductase activity, acting on paired donors, with incorporation or reduction of molecular oxygen, reduced flavin or flavoprotein as one donor, and incorporation of one atom of oxygen; heme binding; iron ion binding. The record is from RefSeq and is a predicted model, not a curated record. Lineage: Eukaryota; Metazoa; Chordata; Mammalia; Dasyuromorphia; Dasyuridae. Gene Ontology annotation, cellular component: intracellular membrane-bounded organelle; cytoplasm.
AUGGAGUUUGGCGGCAUUAUUACUCUUUUCUUGGCUCUCUGUGCUCCUUGCCUUGCCAUCCUCAUUGCCUGGAAGCACAUGCACAAAGCAGGCAAGCUGCCCCCGGGGCCCACUCCUCUUCCGUUCCUGGGUAACUUACUGCAGGUCCGCACCGAUGCCACGUUUCAGUCUUUCCUGGAGGUGAGUCUGUCUGCCCAUGUUCUCUCAUGGAGUCCCAGGGCUGGAGAGUCUCUCAGUAAGAAGUACGGCCCUGUCUUUACUGUCUACAUGGGUCCUCGAAGAGUAGUCGUGCUAUGCGGCCAUGAGGCGGUGAAGGAGGCACUGGUCGACCAGGCUGAGGAGUUCAGUGGCCGCGGGGAGUUGGCUUCCAUUGACCGGAACUUUCAGGGUCAUGGUGUGGCAUUGGCCAAUGGGAAUCGCUGGAAGAUCUUGCGCCGUUUCUCUCUGGCUGUUCUUCGAGAUUUUGGGAUGGGAAAGCGCAGCAUUGAGGAACGCAUUCAGGAAGAGGCUGGCUUCUUGAUUGAAGGGUUACGGAAAACCAAUGGAGCCCCCAUUGAUCCCACCUUCUUCCUGAGUCGCACAGUCUCCAACGUCAUCAGCUCUGUAGUGUUUGGAAGCCGCUUUGACUAUGAGGACAAACAAUUCUUGUAUCUGCUGCACCUGAUCAAUGAGAGCUUCAUUGAGAUGAGCUCUCCCUGGGCCCAGCUCUAUGAUAUGUACUCAGGGAUCAUGCAGUACCUGCCUGGCCGCCACAACAAAAUCUACAACCUUAUUGAAGAGCUGAAGGACUUCAUUGCAUCCAGGGUCAAGAUCAACGAGGCCUCCCUGGAUCCCAACAGUCCCCGGGACUUCAUUGAUUGCUUUCUUAUCAAAAUGCAUCAGGAAAAAAACAACCCUCAGACGGAAUUCAACCUCAAGAACCUGGUUCUCACCACUUUAAACCUGUUCUUUGCUGGGACUGAAACAGUCAGCUCCACACUGCGCUAUGGAUUUCUGCUUCUCAUGAAAUACCCAGAGGUGGGAGCCAAGGUUCAAGAGGAGAUUGACCACAUCAUUGGGCGACACCGAAUACCCAAGGCAGAGGACCGGAUCCAGAUGCCAUACACCGAUGCAGUCAUCCACGAGAUCCAGAGGGUUACAGACAUUGUGCCCAUGGGUGUCCCUCACACAGUCAUCCGAGACACCCACUUCCGAGGCUACAUUCUGCCAAAGGUAAGGGGGCUCUUCCUGGUUUGUCUCCCUCACUUAAUCUUGCGUUCCACUUUCCCACUCCCUACCCCAACUCCAGCCCCUCUAUCUAGGAGCUCACCCUGCCUAUUACAUUCAUGCCCACCUUUCCUUCAGGGCACUGAUGUCUUCCCUCUCAUUGGUUCUGCUCUCCGAGACCCUAAGUAUUUUAAAAAACCCGACGCUUUUGAACCCAAGCACUUUCUCGAUGAGCAGGGACGCUUCAAGAAGAAUGAAGCCUUCGUGCCAUUCGCCUCUGGGAAGCGUGUGUGUCUGGGAGAGGCUAUGGCCCGGAUGGAGCUUUUCCUCUACUUCACAUUCAUCCUGCAGAACUUCUCCCUCCAACCUCUGGUUCCCCCCAGUGAGAUUGAUAUAACCCCCAAGAUCAGUGGUUUUGGCAACAUCCCUCCCACCUAUCAGCUCUGCAUUGUGGCCCGUUGAUGGACCUCCCGGGCCAAGUCUGGGAACUCUCUGCUGUCUGCUCACCCAACUUCCCCACAAUUCCCACCUUCCGUGACCUCCCAAUAAAUUUUUGUUUCUGCUCUGUUCUCUGUGCUGGGGGUGGAGGUAAAGGGGAAUGUGUUGAAAUAGGAAUACACAUAAACAUAUUCAAUAUGUCUGGAAGAUUUAGAAUUGAUUUCUCCUGCCUAGAUUUUUCCCUUAUGUUUUGAUCCCAGACUCCUCUUCCUAUUUCUGACCCUGUCCCCCUACUGCUAAAGACCAGUUUC